Messenger RNA from Tripterygium wilfordii, 1653 nucleotides. RefSeq lists its product as uncharacterized. The transcript has 4 exons. Bases 191 to 1438 code for a protein of 415 amino acids. The record is from RefSeq and is a predicted model, not a curated record. Lineage: Eukaryota; Viridiplantae; Streptophyta; Magnoliopsida; Celastrales; Celastraceae.
CUCUCACUGGGCGAUUUGUUUUCUUUUUGUCAAUCUCGUUGGGUUUUCUUUCGCAGUUUAUGAGCGAAACGUAUUUUUCUUUCCCAGGAAAAUCGUCCUCAACGAUUCCAAUUGAACUUCAGAAUUCCCUUGGUAACUCUCCAGAUUUCAGGCACAGUAUAAGUGGUUAGGUUGCAGCAAAGUGCCAAUCAUGCCAAAAAAAGAUUUGCUGCUUUGUUCUUCUAGGCCAAACAAAAGUAAAGCAAAGGUAGAUCUUUUUUGUUGCAUUAAGGCAAAGGUAGAUGAUAAUUUAGGUGAAAGGGAUUCAGACACAAAGUGCUAUGAAUGUUUGCAAGCACCCGAGACUGCUUCAAAACCCUUUUGCUGCAAUGAGGUUAAUUUGUCAAAUGAGAAUCAAGCAGAGUUGUCAAGGAUGAGUUUGGAAAAUACAACUGUCGAAGAGAAACCCACGGAACCAAAUUCAUCGACACCACAUGAUGGUUGCAGAAUUGCAGUUGGGAACUCCCAAACCGAAUCAUCGAGACGUUCUCUGACAGAUUUGCGCACAGCAAGGAAAAGAGGGAAAUUUCCACCAGGUAAGCCAAGUCAAGCUCAACAGCAUCAAAUCUGUCAAAGGAACAAAGGGUAUGCAAAGAAAUCUGUGAGGAGUACUGCUGCAGCCCGUUGGCAAGUGAAACCAAUUCAAGUGGAAGCAAAUGUUGCACAGCCAGUUAAGCAGAGUGCAAAGCAUAUUAAUCCACCCUCCAAGGUCCAACUGAAUAAAGUUGCACAGCCAGUUAAGGAGAGUGCAAUGCAUAUAAAUCCUCCUUCCGAUGGAGUUCGGAAGUCUUUCGAACAGAAUAAAGUUGCACAGCCAGUUAAGGAGAGUGCAACGCAUAUAAAUCCAUCUUCUGAUGGAAUUCGGAAGUCUAUCCAACAGAAUAAAGUUGCACAGCCAGUUAAGGAGAGUGAAAUUCAUAUAAAUCCACCUACCAAUGGAGUUCGGAAGUCUAUCCAACAGAAUAAAGUUUCACAACCCAUCAAGUCGAGUGGAGCUAACAAAACUGUCAGAACUGUAAAUCCCCAGAAAGUUUGGCGGGUAAAGGAAAAGAAUGAAGCUACCAAAAGUUCACCUAAACCAUGCUCAAAACCAGAAGCUCAAAGACAGAAAAAGAAGGGAUUUUCCAAACGUUCACGUAAGCCAAGCUCAAAACCUGCAUCUCAAAGACAUCAUAUCAAGUGGCAUGGUUUUGAUGAAUCAAUUGGAUGGAGCUGUUGCCUUUGCGAGGAUGAUCUUGCACAUUCUCCCACUGAGGAGGAACAUGAAACAGAUAAGUUUCCAGAUGUUGCUGUACUUUCAUGCGGUCAUGCUUUCCACGAUGUGUGCUUGCAACUUUCCACUUCCAAUCUGCAAUGCAGUGAUCCUCCUUGCAUUAUUUGUGCCAGUUUCUCGUCUUGAAUGGAAGCAUUGAUGCCAUGAACAUUUUCACUUUGCAGUUUAUUUUUUUCAUUCUUGUGGUAGUGACGUCUUACACUGCUUCCGGUGAAUCGAUUGUAUACAUUAGAACUUUGUUACUUAGAUGAUGGCUAACCAUAACCGUGACUAUUUCAUAAUUUUCUGCACGGAAGAGUGCUUUUACUUCCCUUUUUGUUGAGUCAGCUAAUUCCAGUAAC